Molecule: messenger RNA, 1445 nt
Organism: Linum trigynum
Lineage: Eukaryota; Viridiplantae; Streptophyta; Magnoliopsida; Malpighiales; Linaceae
Source: the annotation of a GenBank genome assembly
UCUAAACUCUUGAAAAUUGAGGGCUAUGGGUCAUGGCUAAUGUUGGCCAGCCACGUGGCUGGAACCCAGAACAGAUGAUAAACGAUAACCCAGAAACAGGGGAAUAAUGUAGGAGAGUUUUCGCACUUCUCCCAGCCAUUGUCGCCGGCGGGAAGCUAAGCUAUGUCUUUGACGGUCGGGUUAAAUUGUUGCCGAGUUAGAGCUCUGGGUUACUCCUCCGCUUUACUUCCAUGGCGGCCGAGCAUAGGUUUGAUUACGAUGCCAAAGGGCUGCAGAUUUCGAACUAGGGCUUCUGGGAGACGGAAGGUGUUGAAGAAGAAACAGAGGGAGGAGGAAGAAGCAAAAUCGGAAGCCGCCAUUUCUCUCCAGACUUCUGCCGAUGAACGUUUUUCAGUGGACGAGAAUCCGGCGGAUUCAAAUGUCGGAAUAGUUAACCCUCCGAGGGGAGCUGUGAUUCAAGCUUGCACACUCACUUCUGGGCUCAUUGCCGCCUUGGGAAUAUUACUGCGGCAGGUAUCUCAUGUUGCGGCGGAAGAAGGAUUGCCCGUUGUUGACUGUUCCGAGCAAGUCUCUUUUGGGUUUGAGAUAUGGCACCUUGGAUUGAUAUUUGGAUUGAUUCUAGUAAUAUCCUCAUCUCGAUUCUUGCUACUGAAGACAUGGCCGGAUUUCAGGGAGUCCUCUGAAGCAGCAAACCAGCAGGUUCUCACAUCUCUUGAGCCUCUGGACUACUUACUAGUUGCAUUUCUGCCCGGAGUCAGCGAGGAGCUCCUUUUCCGGGGCGCCUUGCAGCCGCUGUUUGGAAUGGACUUGAAGAGUGUUCUCGCUGUUGCUGCCUUGUUCGGCAUCUUACACCUCGGAAAUGGUCGAAAGUACUCCUUCGCUUUCUGGGCAACCUUCGUUGGCUGCAUCUAUGGCUACGCCACGAUAGCAUCCUCGAGCAUUGUCGUGCCAAUGGCUGCCCAUGCUUUGAACAAUCUCAUUGGAGGGAUCUCAUGGCGCUACAGCAGCCAAUCUUUCAAGGCCUUGAAGUAGUCUAUAACUUGGUUAGACCGACUUUUUUCCUCGAACUUAUAACUAUUAAGAUCUCUCAUUGCUUCCAAUACUAUCUUUUUUUAAAUCAAGGAGCAUUAUUGAAAAGAAAGGCUUCGUCCUUGAAUCAAACCUUGUAUUUGGAAUGUAACAACACUAACACCAGAUUAGAGGUUCUUAUGCUCCUUUUUGGUGGUAACUGAAAAAGGAACAAUAGAAUGUGUAUUAAAAAGAUCUUUUCUUGAAUAUUAAGGAAGGAACUAGCUUGACAAUAAAACAAAAGAGGAGGCAUCAGUAAGUGUGAAAGAAUAGUGAGAAGCCGUUUGAGCUCUCCAAACCGGUCAAGAUAUCCUUCCUUGUUGGUAUUUCCCUUACAGCUCAAAUCAUUAGGAGAAAAAUAAAGUUUCUGCUUCUGA